Messenger RNA from Bicyclus anynana (squinting bush brown), 1471 nucleotides. Its product is annotated as pancreatic lipase-related protein 2-like. Gene Ontology annotation, biological process: lipid metabolic process. Lineage: Eukaryota; Metazoa; Arthropoda; Insecta; Lepidoptera; Nymphalidae. Bases 340 to 1329 code for a protein of 329 amino acids. The record is from RefSeq and is a predicted model, not a curated record. The transcript is spliced from 10 exons. Gene Ontology annotation, molecular function: lipase activity.
CAUCACCCGCCAUUACACACUUUCACGCGAUUGUGUGCGCUUCGAUAUAGUGCCUAAAUUGAACGCGAUUAUAUACCCGAUUUUUUUAAUCGAUUUUGCACAUAAAAAAGUAAUGAAUAAAAAAAAAUUAAUUUAAUGUUAUUUUUUAAUAAAAAUAUUCAAUGGUUAAUGUGAUCGAAUAAUUUGUGUAAUGUGUAAAAAAAUAUAUAUAAACAAGACAUUUAGUUUUUUAAAUUAAAAAUAAGGUCAUUCCCUUCUGCAAUUGAAAAAUUAAAAAAAUACUUGUUUUUUUUAAAUAAUAAUUAAUUAUAAGUGUCAUAAUAAUACAAAUUACCAACUAUGGACGCAGCCACGGUGCCUCUGGCAUGUUUCCUGUCACUAAUACGUCCGCCAGGAAUACAAUUCGAGAACGCGCUGCUGCAGAUCGCGCCCGUCAACAAGGGCAAAUGCCCCUUCGUGCGAGACAACAACGACCUGGUGUUCCAACUGUACACGCGACACAACCCGACGGUAGCACAUAGCCUGCUGAUAGAUGACGAUGAGCGACUGUUCGCGUCCAGCAUCGACUUCCACGACCCCACCGUUAUAUACUUCCACGCCUUCAUGGAGACCCCCGACGACGGCAGCGCCCUCAUGGUCAGAGAAGCGUACACUCAUCGCGGCGACACGAACGUGAUAGUGGUGGACGCGCAGCGGCUGGAGGCGGGCCCGUGGUACUUCAAGGCGGCCGAGAACACGUGGUACAUCGGCAGGAUCGCCGCGCAGUUCAUCGACUACUUGGUGUCCAGGGGAUUGAAGCUGUCAAAGACGCACCUGGUGGGUCACAGUCUCGGCGCGCAGUCGGCCGGGGUGGCCGGAGCAUCGCUACAGUCAGGUCUCGUGUCCCGGAUCACGGGUCUGGACCCCGCGCUGCCUCUGUUCGACAAGCUGGGUCUGUCGCAGCGUCUGGACCCCUCGGACGCGGAGUUCGUGGACGUCAUACACACGGACGCGGGGAUAUUCGGCUUCAAGCAGCAGGUGGGCCACGUGGACUUCUACCCCAACGGCGGGAUCAGCCCGCAGCCCGGCUGCGAGCUGGAGGUGGUGCUGCCCAAGCAACUGGUGCUCAAUAAGUUUUUCUGCAGCCACUGGCGCUCGUAUAUGUUCUUCAGCGAGUCGGUGUUGCGACCCGACGCGUUCGUCGCGUCGCGCUGCGCGUCGUGGAAGGAGUACGCGCGCGGGUUCUGCGCCCACGAGCCCACCACGCACAUGGGCUUCGGCGUCGACAGGAAGGAACGAGGUCAAUACUUCCUGACAACUCACAGACAGUCCCCAUACUCUAUAGAAUAAGUUAUUAUACUUAAUAUUUAAUUAAUUGGUCAUACAAAAUAGUGUAACUUUUAUUAUAUAAGUUUUUGAAUAGUUUUAAAGUGUUUGUCACCUACACUUGGAAAAAUAUUAAUAAAUGAAAGAAAAUAUAAUUAAAAAAAUA